CAGGGGGCGGAGCCGCUGCCCGGGGCGGGGCGGCGGUCCGCCAACUUCUCACUUCCGCCCGCGCCGGAUGGAGAAGGCGGCGGCUUGGAGACCGCGCGGGAGGCUGAGUCGUCGGAGGGCGCCCUCGGGGGGCGGGCCUCCCAUUGCAGAAGGCCCCAGUGACCCUCCCGUGUCGUCCUGGGCCCCCAACAGCGGCCCCCAGUGUCCCCCCAGCAGUGGUGAGAACGAGCUGUGGGCCGCUCUGCUACGCGCUGUGCGCUCCGAUCCGAUCUUGGACAGCCAGCCACUGCCCCCGCUGCCCCCCUUCCCCAGCCAGGAAGUAGGGCUGGAGCACCCUGCAGCCUCUGAGGUCUUCACCGUAGGGACCAAGACCUUUACCUGGAUACCCUUUCCGCCGGCGCGCGGGGCCCUAAGCCCUGCUGAUAGGCCAUUACCAGGAGCUGUGGGUUCCCUAGGGUGCCCCACCCCACCCCCAGAAGAUCAGCAUGUGCCAGAUCUCAGCAGGACCCCGACCCCCCAGGAACAGCUGACUAAGGAGGGGCCCCUGGCCCUGCGGAGCUGCCCACUGUGCCAAAAGGAGUUCACACCUGAGCUGACCCAGCUGGAUGUGGAUGGCCACCUCGCACAGUGCCUGGCCGAGAGUACGGAGGAUGUCGAGUGGUAGCUGCUGAGGGACAGCGUGGGGACCCAAGGCCCUGCUUGGGCCUGCACAUUAAAAUUGGGUUCUUGCUAGUGA
This is a messenger RNA of Cavia porcellus (domestic guinea pig), 736 nucleotides long. It is a transcript of the gene Faap20, whose product is annotated as FA core complex associated protein 20. The record is from RefSeq and is a predicted model, not a curated record. NCBI's taxonomy places the organism in Eukaryota, Metazoa, Chordata, Mammalia, Rodentia, Caviidae. The coding region runs from base 68 to 664 and encodes 198 amino acids. Gene Ontology annotation, molecular function: ubiquitin binding; K63-linked polyubiquitin modification-dependent protein binding. The transcript is spliced from 4 exons. Gene Ontology annotation, cellular component: Fanconi anaemia nuclear complex. Gene Ontology annotation, biological process: DNA damage response.